Molecule: messenger RNA, 1365 nt
Organism: Cryptococcus wingfieldii CBS 7118
Lineage: Eukaryota; Fungi; Basidiomycota; Tremellomycetes; Tremellales; Cryptococcaceae
Exons: 10
Coding region: 1-1365 (454 amino acids)
Source: RefSeq, a predicted model, not a curated record
AUGCUUGCUCUCUUUGGUAUCCUCGCCUUGCUCGGUGGCGCCGCCGCCUGGCCCGACCCAUUUUGGAUUGUGAUGCACGGUAACGCCAUCUUCACCAGUCGUCUCGACCCUAUCGUCAGUCCCGGCGCCGUCGCAGGCCACGUCCACUCGGUCAUCGGAGGUACCGCUUUCAACCCUACUUACUCUUACGCACACUCCACCGCUGCCAAAUCGACCACCGCGAACGUUGAAGUCGAUUUGUCCAACUAUUGGGUUCCUCAGAUGUAUCGGAAGUCCGGGGAUGGUUUCGAGCUUGUCAAGAUGAACCGUGUUAAUACAUCCGGUGAUGAUGAAGAAGUUUAUCCCUUCCCCAAAGACUUUCGCAUGCUAGCCGGCGACGCUAGCCGAAACACCUACAACGAGUCGGAUUACACCAACAAUGCUAUCAGCUACGUCUGCCUUGGCGUUGAUGGUUCUCCUCAGACCAAUGCAUUCCCGGAGCAGAGCUGUCCCGACGAUUUAAGGGCUCAGGUAUUCUUCCCGAACUGCUGGGACGGCGUCAACACUUGGCUCGAGGGAAGUAAGCACGUUGCAUACCCCACUUCCGGUGGCUACGAUCAAGGCGGUCCUUGUCCUGCUACUCAUCCGAAGAGGAUCAUGAGUCUCUUCUACGAAUUCCACUUCUCGGUGAGCACGAGCUUUUGCGACUUCACCAACGGCUGGCCAGAAGGCUACUUUGAAGAGAUCUUCUCAUACAAGUCUACCUGCAACGUCGAAUUCUCACUUGAAAACUGUCCGCCCCUUGCCCAAUACUUCUUGAAAGAUGGCGCUGGAACUGUGGUGCCGGAUGAUGACGCUGUUAUUGUCGACGAGGACGUUGGCGUGAACGGUACUAUCCUCUCGGCUUUGCCCGGCAACAACCCGGUCUGGGGACGCAGCGGUCCCAAGUCCCCUGACGCGAGCUAUGUCGAGACUGGCAAGCUUGUGUCUUUCGCCGAUGGGUCUGAGGUGGCUACAUCUGCGGCGGUUUCUGGCGCUGCUAGCUCCUCUUCCUCUGUCGUUGUCAGCUCAAGUGCUGCUACUGCGAGCGGCUCUGGCUCUAUCUCGAAUACCGCUCCUUCUUCCUCCUCCCCUUCUUCAGACGCCUUUACAACCGCCGCCUCUCUGUCCUCUUCCGACAACAGCCCAGUUGCCUCAUCAACUCAAACAGUCUCAAAGGCGAUUGCUACUAAUGUAGCUGCCGUCAUCGAGAGUUCUUCCGUCUCUCUUUCGUCUCCUUCUUCAGAUUCUGGUUCUACCGCCACUGGCGCUGGUGCGUCUUCCGAGACCGGGGUGGCAGUGCAUAAGACUUGCGCGAGGAGAAAGAGAUCUAGGAUGAAUUGGUAG